Molecule: messenger RNA, 789 nt
Organism: Coniosporium apollinis CBS 100218
Lineage: Eukaryota; Fungi; Ascomycota; Dothideomycetes
Exons: 2
Coding region: 1-789 (262 amino acids)
Cellular component (GO): mitochondrial small ribosomal subunit
Molecular function (GO): structural constituent of ribosome
Source: RefSeq, a predicted model, not a curated record
AUGGGCCGCUACGACUUCCGUCCCCUCCGCGUCCACAGCGCCGCGACCCAACUCCUCGAAACGCAGCGCCUGCGCGCCGAGCCGCCCUGGUACCAUGUCGUCGCCAACAUCCCCCCCUCCCAACCUCUCGUCCGACCCAUCCUGAACGCCGCAGCACAAUCAAAAAAGGGCAAGAAGCCCAGCCGCAUGUUCCAGCCCAUGCCGAUAAAAUACCCCGAGGACCAGCUACGGCGAGAGUUCUUCAGCGAUCAUCCGUGGGAGCUGGCGCGGCCGAGGGUGGUGCUGGAAGAUGAUGGGAAGGAUGGAAAGAGGUGGGAGUGGAGUAGGAUUGAGCAGGAGGGGCGGGCGUUGGAUGGUGAGAGCGUCGUACAACGACAAUUGUAUCUCAUGAAAAGGGGCGGUCCAGAGGGUCAGCCUAUGUCCAAAGAGGCCGCCUACGACAAGGCCAGGAAGGAGUUCUACGCCCACAGACAUCAAGACGAGGUUGAGCGGAGGGUCGCAAGGGAGGAGGCGCUGCACGUGGGCGCUUACUUCGGCAAGUCUGCUCUAGAAAUCGGUAUGGAACUUGAAGACAAGAGCUACGAGGACUGGAAGGUGUGGGCUACGAAGGAGGCCAUGGCGGUACAGAUACAGUCGCAGGGCGGGAGCCUUACGACUGUGGACGAUGAAGAUGCUGCGCUAGACAGCGAGGAUCCGGAGACGGUGGCGGCGCUAGAUGAAGUGGAGAAGAGUGUGCCGAACAAUAAGAAAGGGCAGGAUGCAAAAGGAGGUGCCGCGUUGCACCCGUGA